AAGUUUUUGUUCCCUCAAAUGACGAACAUGUAACUUUCAGACAGUUCUUUGCUGCCUCUUUUUUCAGCAGCCACGUGGUCUGUGAUUGUCUCAAAUGAUGUAGCAGUGCUGCAUCUGCAAAGUUCAAAGGAAGUCCUCUCGAAGUGGUUCGAGCUUCAGACAAACUUCAGGUAGCCAUAUUCAAGUUAGCCAUUUUCUUCUGACUAACUGAAACAUGCAGAUCUUUCACCCGACUUCAGUGUUUCUUACAAUGGUUGUUCUCUGCAGUCUGCUAUCGUCUCUAGCAGGGGUGCGUGUGAAAUACUCACGUGAAACGGUGACGAAGACUGAAGGCCAGUUUGUGUCUCUCAAGUGUGAGGUGCAGUAUGAUAUCCAGAACUGUGACAUUGUGAGCAAUUGGUGGUACAUAAAUGGCAAUGAACUCAAGCCCAUUACAGAUCCGAACCAUUAUUUAAUCACAGUAAAUGAAACGGGAAAAAAUCAACUCAGGUCCAGGAAUCUUUUCCUUUCAUUCUAUUCCUUGAGCCUUAAAGACAGUGGACAAUACCAGUGUGAUGCCAAAUGUCUCAACAGUGGGACUGAAGGGAAAGGCCAUCUUCUGUACCUCGACGUCAAAGCUGAUCCAAACAAAGGUCUGCAGGUCUCAACAUGGAGUGGCCAGUUAAAGGCAGACGAAGCAUUGCUGGCACUCAGCGCCAUGUUAUUUUUAAGCCGUUGUUAAAUGACAUUGUGUUUUCAGUAUAUGAAGCAACACAAGGUAUCAACACCUACUGUAUACUUUACCAGCUCUAUUUAAAUGUAGAGCUAGUUACCUGAUUUUUUGUAGUUCAUUAAAAAAAUAAUAAAAUGGUUCUUUAUUGGUUCCAAUUUAAGCCUAAAGCAUGCACCAUAAACUGAAUUAUUCAAAUUUUAGUUCGAUUGCCUAAGAUAAUAUACACUGAGAAAUUGAAGUUGUCAAAGAGAUGAUGACUUGCACUGUCUGUGUAUAAAUAAUAUUUUUGUGCUACACUCAUUUUAACUGCAAUGGAACAUUUUAAUGCAGCGGUCCAGGCUUGUGGUGGAAACUGAAACCAAGCUCGUCUUGCCAAAAAGAACAUGAACCUCCACAGUUGUGAUCAGUGAUGUGACUGGCAGUGCAAUGAAAUGUUUUUUAUUUUUAUUUUAUUUUAUUGAUAGUGCGUUUAAGAGUGGACUUGCGAUACAAAGGAAAGUAUGCGUUAUGUUACUUUUGUGUUACUUUUUCACUUGGGCUGGUCUUGCAUGUCUAUUUUUUUUUAAUAACAAAUCCAGAUCAUACACCCGUCCAGAUCAUCCUAUGCACUUCCGACGCAGUUCAACAAUGGCUGAGACUAAGGCUAUAUUAAGUUAUGUCACUGCUCUGUUCCACUUUGUAAAU
Messenger RNA from Pimephales promelas (fathead minnow), 1396 nucleotides. RefSeq lists its product as uncharacterized. The record is from RefSeq and is a predicted model, not a curated record. Lineage: Eukaryota; Metazoa; Chordata; Actinopteri; Cypriniformes; Leuciscidae.